Fomitopsis serialis is the source of this 1455-nucleotide messenger RNA. RefSeq lists its product as uncharacterized. Gene Ontology annotation, cellular component: cytosol. Bases 166 to 1326 code for a protein of 386 amino acids. The record is from RefSeq and is a predicted model, not a curated record. NCBI's taxonomy places the organism in Eukaryota, Fungi, Basidiomycota, Agaricomycetes, Polyporales, Fomitopsidaceae. Gene Ontology annotation, molecular function: NAD binding; oxidoreductase activity, acting on the CH-OH group of donors, NAD or NADP as acceptor. The transcript is spliced from 6 exons.
AUGUCGUCCAGCCUCGAUGCUGCCCGUCCUAAUCCUGGCACUCCAGAAAGCCUUCCGAAUGCCUCUCCGUAUAAAAUGCGCCGCGCCGUGGAGCGUCUCUAUCCCAACACCCUCCCACCUCCGCAUCCUUCUCUCCAUCCAAGCACUUAGCAUCUCGUCCUCACCAUGUUCAGCAGACUCGCCACCCGCUCCCUCGCGUCCUCCCGCCCUUUGGCCCGCUCUUUCGCGACGCCGCAACAGCCAUGGAGUCGGGGCAUGAAGAUUGUCGCCAUCUUCUACCGCGGCGGCGACGCUGCUAAGCAGGAACCUCGCCUCCUUGGUACCGUCGAGAACCAGCUCGGUAUCCGUGAGUGGCUCGAGUCGCAGGGUCACGAAUACGUUGUUUCCGACAGCAAAGAGGGCCCCAACAGCGACCUCGCUAAGCACAUCGUCGAUGCGAUCGCGAAGAACCUCAAACUAUGUGUAACCGCCGGCGUCGGUUCCGACCAUGUCGACCUCAUCGCCGCCUCCGAGAAGAACAUCGACGUUCUCGAGGUGACGGGUUCCAACGUGACUUCGGUCGCGGAGCACGUCGUCAUGGACAUCCUGCUCCUCGUGCGCAACUUCGUGCCCGCGCACGAGAUGAUCGAGCGCGGCGACUGGCAGGUGUCCGACAUCGCGCGCGCCGCGUUCGACCUCGAGGGCAAGGUCGUCGGCACGAUCGGCGCAGGCCGCAUUGGCUACCGCGUACUCGAGCGUCUCGUGCCGUUCGACACCAAGGAGCACCUGUACUACGACUUCGCGAGUCUCCCGGCGGAGGCGGAGAAGAAGGUGCGCGCGCGCCGGGUCGCGGACCUCAAGGACAUGGUCUCGCAGUGUGACGUCGUCACCGUCAACGCCCCCCUCCACGAGGGCACGCGUGGCCUGGUGAACGCUGACCUGCUCAAGCACUUCAAAAAGGGCGCAUACCUCGUCAACACCGCGCGUGGCGCGAUCUGCGACGCCGACGCGGUGGCGGCCGCGCUCAAGAGCGGGCAGCUCGCCGGGUACGCGGGCGACGUGUGGAACGUGCAGCCGGCGCCGAAGGACCACCCGUGGCGGCAGAUGAAGAACCCGCUCGGGGGCGGCAACGGCAUGACGCCGCACUACUCGGGCACGACGCUCGACGCGCAGGCGCGCUACGCCGCGGGCACGAAGCAAUCUUGGAGAACUACUUCAAGAGCAAGGCGCAGAGGCCGGAGGACACGAUCGUCAAGGACGGCAAGAUCUUCAGCAAGGCGUAUGGCGCGAAGUAGAUGCGGUGCUGGUGCCUGUGAUGGUCCGGGUAUGUACCGCGGUGGGUGUUGAGCCUGUUGAGCUACUGGUAGAAGCAUAUGAUCCUUCGGACGACUUUCCGUCGUCGUCGUCGCCUGGUCGUCACUGCCUAGUGUAUCAUUAUUUGAACAUGUUCGCAUAGCAAUUGUAUCAACUCAUUCG